Molecule: messenger RNA, 6449 nt
Organism: Eleginops maclovinus (Patagonian blennie)
Lineage: Eukaryota; Metazoa; Chordata; Actinopteri; Perciformes; Eleginopidae
Gene: vash2
Product: vasohibin 2
Exons: 9
Coding region: 983-2095 (370 amino acids)
Biological process (GO): regulation of angiogenesis
Cellular component (GO): cytoplasm
Source: RefSeq, a predicted model, not a curated record
UAUAAAAUGUGAAAACAAAUCAACAGUUACAACAAGGGAUAAAAAAUCCCAUUUGUUGCAGAUAAUCACUUGUUGACGCCUUCGUCCAUCAAAGCCAACCAAUCAGGGAGCGUCGCCAGUUCUAAUUAGCAUAGAGCGUAACACAAAGCCCGCCCCUCUUUGUCGGCUCCACCAAUGAGGAGCCGCCGAACAUUGGUGGCUGCCGGGGGUACGAGCAACAGAGAGAGAUAGAGGAAGAACAGCAGGUACCGUUUUAUCCCCAAUGAUUUCAUCAUGUGAGGGAUUGAAGGAGCCUUUGUUCAAUCAACAUGAAACCUGAUGUUCUUUGGAGGUAGAUACCGAAUCUGCUAACGGGAGGAAUGAAGAGAGGAGGUCAUUUUCCCCGGAAUGGGGAGGUGGGAGGCAACGGCCCCCGCAGUGUUCUUAGCUAGCUAACGAAAAAGAAGAACUACUGGCUGCUGUUUUCAAAAUAAGAAAAUCUCCGACAAGAACAGGAUUUAAUUGGAUGAAAUUCUGGACUUGAAACAUUUAAACCUCUCAUAAACAAAUACAUGACGUGUGUAUGAAUAUGCUGCAAUGUGUCGUAGUAGUUUUUCUUUAAAUAAACAUGAUCGACAAACGAAGUGCUUUUAUUUUGAAGUGGACUUUACCGUAUUCCUAGCCCAACGGUUGUUAGCUUCUGCUAGCUUGACACUUGACAAGAAGGAGUGAAGUUACAAAGCCUUGGACCAAAACAACACUUUACAUCCUGUCGCUUUGGGAAUGAAUGGGACCUACCUCGCUUCACUGUGUGUUAUUCGGAUAAAAUGCCUUAUGAACCGGAGGGACUGUGGGUUAUCUAAAAUCGGAGCCCCAGGGGAAAAUACGGUUUGCUGUGGAACAUGAACAUGAACUGUCCAACACUGACAUACAAAGAGAAGCUCCUGUAGCUGGAGGAGGACAGCCUGCCUAACUUUUCCUCUUCCUGGCCCUCCUGGGAUCAAUGACCGGACCCAACUCCCCGAGCCGGGCCGGCACCUCCCCAGCCAAGCUGAGCAGGCAUGGCCGGUCAAAAAGCUCCAGCUCGCACUGCCUCCUCCGCUGCAGCACCCAGGAGGAUUCCUCCGCCUCCCCCCCUAAUAACAGCAUCAGGUCCCCUGGGGAGGAAGAGGAGAAGGAUGGAGGGGUUCUUUUCUACGUGAACAGGACCGGUUUUCCCAUUGAGAGUGUAACCUGGGAGAGGAUGUGGACCCAUGUGGCCGUAGUGCACCCGGAGGGCCAGGAGAUGGUGGACAGGAUACAAAACGCUGCAUACCUUCCCAAGCACCCGGUCCCCUCGGUCCCGACCUUCAAGCCGUCCAUGUCGGUCCCUGAUUGGCUGGUGGCCAUCCAGAACUACAUGAAGGCUCUGCAAUACAACCACACAGGAACCCAAUUCUUCGAAAUCAAGAAGAGCCGUCCUCUGUGUGGGCUAAUGGAGACAGCAAGAGAGAUGAUCAGAGAGUCUUUGCCAAUCAAAUGUCUAGAGGCUGUCAUCAUGGGAAUCUACCUGACCAACGGGCUGACGUCCCUCGAGCGUUUCCCCAUCAGCUUUAAAACCCAGUUCUCCGGACACUGCUUCCACCACGUCGUGCUGGGUGUGUACUGCAACGGCCGCUACGGGUCGCUCGGCAUGAGCCGGCGCCCGGACCUGAUGGACAAGCCGCUGACGCACCGCACGCUGGGAGAGCUGGUGGCCGACUUCGAGAGCUCCUACAAGAGAUACCAGCACACCCUGAAGAAGGUGAAGAUCGGCCUGUACGUGCCUCACGACCCUCACGUCUUCCAACCAAUCGAGUGGAAGCACUUGGUGUUGAACGCUGCCCGACUGGGACCUCUGGAAAUGAGGAAGGAGCUGGAGAAACACGGCCGGGACAUGAGGAUGAAGAUCCUGAAAUCGUCGAGCGCCCAGUCACCAAUCAAGGAGCGGAGCCGCGGGAAAUCCUUAUCACCACGGCGACGACAGAGCAGUCCCUCGAGACGCUUCACACAACGCAGAGACAAAUCGCCGGCCUCGGUGGAGAGGAAGCCUCCGGAGCUCAGCACUCUGAACGACGGCUACCAGAUCCGCAUCUGAUCCCGUCCUCCUCCUCCUCCUGAUCCUCCUGAAUCCGUCCUCUGUCAAGUUAUUUUGUCACCAAUGUUUCCAGGAGCUACAGCCAGGCAGAUACUCAGAGGAAAGAGAGUGUGUGGACCCUUCAUCCUCACACCCCUGAAGCAUUUCAAUCUGAGGCCAAACGCCCACCCUCCAACACAGGAUCUGAAGAAGUGACACCAGCGAGUUUCUUCACGACAUUUCAAUCAGCUGGAUGAGGAAUUAAAAGUAUUUCCCUGACCUCCUCAUGUGUCUUAUAGAAGGGCUUCAACAGACAGUGAGCAAGAGGAAAGGUCAGAUAGAUAUCCAAAUGUUCUCUGGAGUGUUUUAGAGAGACAGGAAGCCAUGGUGUGAAUCUGACCACAGAAACAUGUGGUUUUUUAACAGAAGUUGAAAGAAACCUUAUUAUUUGUGGUUUUGGUCGAUAAUGGUGUGAAAAUGAUCAGUAAUCCUGCUACGUUCAAAGCACAACGUUCAGUAGUUUGCAGCUUUUUGUGUAGGAAGCAGAGUCUCAGGUUAACGUGUGUCAGUUACAGCAGAGAGGGGUCAGUGAAGGAAGGUCCUGGAGUAACGUUUUAGUUACCCUCUGACUCUUCCAGUUAAUUAAGAGUGUAUAGAUCACAUCAGAGGAGCGUGGGAUAAGAGAGGGUCUCUGAUGGAGAGGGUGAGACAGAGGGAGGACAUCAGAUCAUUAGAGCACUGCGGCAAACCUCCUGCCCCCCCCUCCUCUUCUUCCUCUUCCCUCUGUUGACACAAAACUAAAUACAUAAACACGGCUCUGUUUCUUCCACACCCUCGAGGAAACAGGAACAUGGAAAGAGUCGAUGUAAGCAGUGAGCGGUCAUAGUGUUUGAUGCUCAGAAUAGAGGCACUUCAUUCCUUUAUCUUAAACAGCAGGUUUAUAAUUACUGAACGUCUAAUUGGGACCUGGAGGAACUGGAGCGACCACUACCACUUCCUAAAGGGGUAAAAAGAUCAAUCACAAAAUCCAUUUCUUUCCAAAUUUUCAAUUUUUUUCUUGCUUUUUUUUGUGUAAAUUGGAUACCUUCCCCUCUUUAGACCUCCAAAACCCACUCCAUGGUUGAUAUGCUCACAGCUCAUGUCCACACUGAACCUAUCACCUUGGGCUGCAAGUGGGAACCAUUGGGAACCAGUGAUCCAAACCAGUGGUUAUAUGGGUCUGAAGAAUGAACGUAUCCAGUACAAUCAGUUUGUGUUGCUUUCUCAUCUCUUUAAUCGCCUUCUUGUCGCUCAGAUUUGAAACCUAAGAUUGAAACCUGAAUGAUACAGCAUCAACCACAAUUAGAAAUGAGUAGGACAGGUUUAGCGUCUCUCUAACGGACCUUAAGAAGUUUAUCCUCUUCUUUUUACCAAAAAUCAAUCACUAGCAUCUCCAAAACGAGUGAGCAGAAGGCUAGAGGAGCUUCACAUGUGAGGACUAAACUCAGCUGUAGCCCGACCAUGUGUUCACGGUUAACUCACAGCUGGAAUGUACAAUCCUCCAGCUGUGUGUCCACUCAGACAGACGAGGAGGAAGCAGACGCUCCGACAAACACGUCAUUCAGGAGAGGGUUUUGAAUUCCCAACGAUGGAGGCCGUUCGGUUCAGGCAGACAUGGGAAGCUUGAGGUUUAGCUUAAAGACGAUGCUGAUGUGAGGGGUCACAUCUGAGAGCCUGAGAUACCGAACAGAGUCACAGUGUUUGUGUUAGUGUAGUUCUUUAAUCACUUACUCAUGCCCAGAAAGAUCGAAUCAGGUCUUUUGAUGUUAGUUCUCUGGUCGAGGCCUUUGAUGAAUCUCAGCUGAAACGCUUCAAAAGCUUGAAGUCAGAGAGAGAGAAACAGACACACUGCUCCUGGAUAAAUACAUAGAUCUACUUCAUAGAUCCACGUCUGUUCCGUCCACAGAAUGUACUGUGCAGGCUGAAGCCUUCAGGCGGACAACUACACCAGUCAGUUUAAUCAAAGUAAAGCACGUGGUGACAUACACACAGCCCACCAGCCUGUUUACACUGUUAAGGGGUUUGAUGCCUUGCUUAAGGGCUUUUUUAAGGGAGUUAAAUCUAUUAAAUCCACUGACUCCUGUACGAGUAAAUCUAGGGAAAAUGGUAUUUCCUGUAAAAGAGCAGAAAGAUGAUCUCUGGCGCCGGGACCCUGAGAGGACAACGGUAGAAAUGGGACAAGAGAUGAUGUUUGAUUUGAAGAAGGGGCAAUAAUGUUCCAAAGAUGCAAGAAAAACUGCUCUCCAGCAAACCUGGAUGUUAGUAAUUAAUCAACACAGUCACAGAGGACCUCUGAAGGUGCAGCAGCUUUUGAUUCAAAACAAAGUGUGUGUGUUACUUGGUGCAGCUUACAUAUCUGUGAAGGCUGGGGACAAAAACACAUUUCACAUUUGUUGUUUUGGUCGUCGAUCAUCUUCAGGAGGAUGUGUGGUCGAUUCUGAAGAUCAUGGUUUGAUUGUUUUGUCGCUUUUCUUUGAAUGUUUCCAUGUGUUUUGUUGCCCACUGAACAUCCUUAGCUUUUUGUUCCCACAGCGAGCUAUGCACACUCACAGGCAAAAACAAAUCUGUGUCUUCCACAAUUCAGACCAUGGAGGAGGAAGGUUUUUGUGGCUCUUCAGAAUACAACUCAUCUGUACAGAAAGAAAGUCUUGGACAGUCAGACUUCUGAUUCUUAGGUCCUCGGUGGAGGGGGGGAAACAGAACAAUAUUUGUAUUGUUUCCUGAUGGAAGCACCGCCCGGCCACAGAGCUCCGCCCGGCACGAACCCACCAGCGCUGCACGUCAACAUUUCUAAUGAACUUUUGUAAACGUCGGUGUUUGUUAGCAUUCACAAGAAGCACAACGCUGCUUUUGAAGUGUUUAAAGUCCUGUUGCAGCCUGAGUCAACGAGUCAAAACCACCUUCAUGUGUUUCUGGAGCUAUGCUAACGGAGAUUCACCUGUUCCCGCGGACCUAAGCGUCACACAUGCACAAAUGACCCGGAACACUUUGGGUUUAAAGAGAUGGUCUCCAACGUAGCGACAGAGACUUCUGACCUUCAUAAUUUAUAUGAUUGAAUGUUUGUUUUUAAAUAUGAUUCAGUUUGUGGUUUUCUCUCCUCAGAUAUGUUGUUUAGGGACGUUUGGGUUUGAAUCAUUGAUUGUUCUGUCUGUGUUUAAAGAGAAACACCCUGUAGUUGUAGCGGGUGUUUUCUUUAUGGCCUUUGAUUUGUUUCCAAAGUGCUGAUAUCACGUUCCUCCGCCGUCCUGGACUCCUGUAGAGUAAAAUGAACUGCAGUCUGUGGGAAAAACAUUUAAGCACGCUGGACACUCAUUUGAAGCUCACUCGGUCCAAUUAUAAGAGUUAUUCCCACUAGCUGACAACAAGGGUGCUAAUGACUUAAAGGUCCCCUAUUAUACUCUUUCUCAUCAUAUAUUCCAGGUCUCCGAUUGGCUGAAACACCAAACAGAUCAUUCUAGCAUCCCAUAACCCCCUCUGUUUCAGCCCUGUUCCAAACAUGCUGAUUCUGUGUCUGUAGCUUUAAAUGCUAAUGAGCUGCUGCUGGCCACGCCCCCUCUGAGAGGUGAUCGGUUUUAAAAAAAAGUGCUCUAUGAGGAGAUUCAGGUGAUACAGUGGGCGGGGCUUACCUUGGUUGGUUAUUGGCUAACGUAAUGGUGACAUCUGAUUGGCUGAUUUUCAGACAGGUUUUUCUAGAGAUGGAUCAGGAGUCUCUUCACACAGAGGGACAUGUUCAUGUAUAAAGGACAUGAAGACGUGGGUUUUGCAUAAUAGAUGACCUUUAAAUCUCUAAGCUCCUUGUUGCAUAUGAUACACAUCUAAAUGCAUUUUGUGUUUCGUAAUUGACGGAACAGAUUCAGAGCGACAUAUCUUUCAAAUAAUUUAUCAGACGUUCGAACAUCUCCAGUGCCUCUGCAGGCUGGGAUCAGAAUGUCGUUAUCAAAGUUUCACAUUGGUGUUGUUUUGAAGGAGUUGACCAUGUGCGUUGUGCAAAAAAAAUGAUCACUGAUGAUCACAGCUCGUGUCACAGCGUUGACUUCCUGUUUCUGUUUCCUGAUGACAGACGUUCUGAUGUCCUGGGACAGAAAGCGUUGUUUUGUUAUUUAUUUUUCUCGUUACGAAGACAAAGACUUCAGUGUGAUGUGUGGCAAUCAUACCCCCAAACCACUGGCCCACACACACACACACACACUUUUUCCCUGUGUGCGGACGUUGUGUAUCGUGUGGAGGUCAGUAGGAGAAGACGUAAUAUAAUCGUUGUAACUCCCCCCCCGACAGCAGCUGUUUCUACCCCCUCUGUAGCAGCAUGUGUUCUUUAAUAAAUCAUAUAUGUUUUUAA